AUGGACAACAACUCGCCGCGUUCCUCCAGGCGUGCAUCUGUCGUCUCACGCGUCAACUCGUCCUAUUCACUCGCUGGCUCAACACGCCACAUGCUGGCCGACAUGAACAACUCCUCAACUUCGGACUCUACCACCGGCCUCCUCGAGCCUCCUAGUGCACCAUUCGCCGGCAAGCGAACACCGGACAGCCUCACUCUCUCGUCUGGGAAGGGAAGCAACCUCUCCCUGAGCGUCAACUACAUCCCCAACAAGUUUUCGGCAUCCAUAGUUUCGCCGGUUGGUGCACGGUUCCGUGGUGCGAAGAGCAAUGGACCGAGUCUCCCGAAGAGAGGCGGUGGGCUAGAUGCUUUCAAGAGCAACGAGGCGCGGAUGCCGCAGGGGCGGAAUAGGCUGAGGUGGAACAAGUUCAAGUGGAUCCUGUUGGCGACGAACACCCUGUUGACGUUAUACUCCCUGAGCGCGCUCGUCGUCUGCCUCCUCACCUGGUUCGACGUCUGGACGCACGCCGACGUCAUCCGCACCGGCAACCGCCCCGAGCUCAUCCUCUCCACCCUCGCAGCCUCCAUCGGGAUCUUCACCGCCGUCAUCGGCUGGGCCGGCAUCCUGCUCAACAACCGCGGGUUCCUCGCAUGGUACACCUUCCUCGCAUGGAUCACCUUCAUCUUCCUGCUCGUACCAGGGUACAUCACGUACAAGAAACGCACGUUCAACCUCGAGGGCAAGAUCAACGCGCAGUGGUCGCGGGCGCUCGGCUCGGAGGGAAGGAUGAGGAUCCAGAACCAGCUGCGGUGCUGUGGGUACUUUAGCCCGUUCGUCGAGGCGACGGUCAGCCAGACGUGCUAUGCGAGGAGUAUACUCCCUGGGUGCAAGCUCCCGUAUAUACAGUUUGAGCGGAGGAUUCUUAUGACGUGGUAUACGGCCGUGUUCUCGAUCGUCCCGGCCCAUAUUGGUGUCAUGCUCGCUGGGCUGCUGUGCUCGAACCACAUUACGUACCGCUUUGGAAAGGGUAUGAUGCCCGAGGCUUACCGUCUCAACAUGAACACCAUGGCUGUGGUUAUGGACAACUACGUUAAUCAACUCGCGGAAGAGUACGGUCAAGAAGUCGCUGCGGAGAUCUUGAAGCAAUCUCGGGCCAACCUCCAGAAACUCGAGUCUAUGCCCGCUGUGGGCUACUCGACGGGCACGGUCCAUAGUCACGCCAAGUACGACUCGCUCAACAAUCCGAAGAGCACACCGGACAGCGCCCUAUGA
Messenger RNA from Cyclocybe aegerita, 1251 nucleotides. The record is from the annotation of a GenBank genome assembly. Lineage: Eukaryota; Fungi; Basidiomycota; Agaricomycetes; Agaricales; Hemipholiotaceae.